AUGAAGCUCUCAAAUCCAGGCACGGUCACCGUGUAUACUAUAUCGGGCUCCAACACGGCGCGACAGUUACCGGAAUGGCUUGCCCGUCGCAGAAAACGAAGCUUGAAGAACGAUGCCGAGUACCAAAGCCGGGUCGAGUUGCUGCAGGAUUUCGAAUUUGAGGAGGCUAGUUCUUGUAUUCGCAUCAGUGAAGAUGGAGACUGGGUGAUGAGCACCGGUACAUAUAAACCUCAAAUUCACGUUCACAACCUGCCGCAGCUUGGUCUUUCUUUCGCUCGCCACACCAACUCCCUCAACCACAGCUUCGUCCUUCUUUCAACCGACUAUUCCAAAUCUCUGCACCUGCAGACCGAUCGCAGAAUAGAAUUUCACACGCCCAUGGGCUGCCACUACGAAGUCCGCUUGCCCCGAUACGGCCGAGAUAUCAAAUACGAUCGAAACGCUGCCGAAGCGCUCAUCCCUGCCGUCGGCAUUGAUGCUGACGGCAAGGGCGAAGUCUUCCGCAUGAACCUGGAGGCGGGUCGUUUUAUGAAAUCAUACCAAAUUGAGGUCGGUGGUGAUGAUGAGCUUACCGGCGGUGGCCUCCAGGGUGGAAUUCAUGUGGGCAGCGUCAAUGUAGCAGCAAUUGCCGAGCGCUCGCACAAUUUACUGGCUUUUGGCACCUCCAUCGGUACAGUCGAGUUUUGGGAUCCUCGCUCCAAAUCAAGAGUCGCCUUGCUUGCUGGUCAUGAUGGAGAGGUUACAGCGCUCGACUUUAACGAGUCUGGUUUAUCUUUGGCAACUGGGUCAAGUACUGGCAUGGUUCAACUUUUCGACCUCCGUCGGCCCACUCCCAUGCUGAGGAAGGAUCAUGGCUAUGGCUUCCCGGUACAGAAUCUGAAGCAUAUGACCACUUCGUCUCAAGAAAAGAAGGUCAUGUCGGCAGAUAAGCGCAUUAUCAAGAUUUGGGACGAGAAAGACGGCGAACCUUGGACGUCAGUCGAGCCCGCUGUCGACCUCAACGAUGUUGCCUGGUGCAAGGAUAGUGGUAUGCUUCUCACUGCCAACGAAGGUCCCCAACAGCAUGCCUUUUUUGUGCCUCAGCUUGGUCCCGCACCAAAAUGGUGCUCCUUCUUGGACAACAUGGUUGAGGAGAUGGCGGAGGAAGUCCGCACAGAAACAUACGACAACUACAAGUUCUUAUCGCUACCCGAGCUGAAGCAACUCAGCUUGGAUCAUCUAGUUGGAAAGAGCAACCUACUGCGGCCCUAUAUGCACGGUUACUUUGUUGCCUCCAAGCUUUACGAGCAAGCCAAACUUAUUGCAAACCCCUACGCGUUCGAGGAGGAGAGGACGAGGCGCGUCAAGGAGAAGAUUGAAAAGGAGCGCGCUAGCAGAAUUAGAGGCAGCAAAAAGGUCAAGGUCAAUCAACGAGUCGUUGACAGACUUCUCAAGAAGCAAGAGAACAGAGGCGAGGUCGAUACCAAGGCCGGAUUGCUCGGCGACUCCCGUUUCAGCAAGCUUUUCGAGGACGAAGAAUACAAGGUCGACGAGACCAGCCGAGAAUUUCAGGUCCUUAAUCCUAGCACCGUUGUCGAGCCUGACCAGCAGCCCGAUCCCAAGGCCCCCAAAAGAUAUCAAGCGAAGGACUCUGAUGAUGAGUCUAGCGAUGACGAAAUUCGCGCAGCUCCUAAGCAAACGGCCGACGUUACCAUGCGCGUCUCCUCCACACAAAACCAUGGACGACCGCUCAAGGACACCAGUCUGGGGUCAAGGCAAUCCGGGCCAGGCCGUCAUUCCAAAUCCCGCGGUGAAGUUGUUGGCGAUCGCGAAGUCACCUUUGUCCCCAAGUCAAAGAAGAAGCACCAGGAAGAGGUACCUGAAAAGCCACAAAGACAAUCCAAUGCCGGAAGGCGGAGUGCCAGCUCCAACACAUUCCGCAAGAUGUGA
Beauveria bassiana ARSEF 2860 is the source of this 1929-nucleotide messenger RNA. RefSeq names its product WD repeat-containing protein. Gene Ontology annotation, biological process: maturation of SSU-rRNA from tricistronic rRNA transcript (SSU-rRNA, 5.8S rRNA, LSU-rRNA). Bases 1 to 1929 code for a protein of 642 amino acids. NCBI's taxonomy places the organism in Eukaryota, Fungi, Ascomycota, Sordariomycetes, Hypocreales, Cordycipitaceae. Gene Ontology annotation, cellular component: nucleolus; small-subunit processome; nucleus. Gene Ontology annotation, molecular function: protein binding. The record is from RefSeq and is a predicted model, not a curated record. The transcript has a single exon.